Molecule: messenger RNA, 849 nt
Organism: Cheilinus undulatus (humphead wrasse)
Lineage: Eukaryota; Metazoa; Chordata; Actinopteri; Labriformes; Labridae
Product: G-protein coupled receptor 4-like
Exons: 3
Coding region: 1-849 (282 amino acids)
Biological process (GO): phospholipase C-activating G protein-coupled receptor signaling pathway; positive regulation of Rho protein signal transduction
Cellular component (GO): membrane
Molecular function (GO): G protein-coupled receptor activity
Source: RefSeq, a predicted model, not a curated record
AUGGCAAACAUCUGUGUUAACACCACCCUCCUGAAUGUGAAUUAUGACAACCUCUCCUUCAUCACGCGUGUAGUGACAUACGUCAUCAUUGGUAUCAGUCUCCCUUUGACACUCAUGGCCAUCUAUGCUCUCUACUCUCAGGUAAAGAAUGGUCAGGUGGCUCCAAUCUACAUCAUCAACCUUUUCAUAUCUGACCUCAUUCAGCUCUGCUGUCUGAUCGCUUUGGAGACAGAACCUGAGGAAGAGAUGAUACAGAAAAUUGUGGGCCAUACUUACAGAUGUGGUGUAUUUACUAGUGUUUGCUUCAUGGUGUGUAUUUCACUGGAAAGAUAUUUGGUCAUCGCCCACCCACUGUGGUACCGCUUCAGACGAACCAUCAGGAUCUCUGUGGCGGUCUGUGUUGUAGUCUGGAUCAUAUCUCUUGUCUUGAUUUUUACUGUGUUUCUCUGGGUUACUAAGUUUGUCUUAGACAUCAUCCUCACCAUCUUCCUCAUCAUUCCCUUCCCACUGUUCAUAUUCUUCCUGGUUGGGACCCUCAGAGCUCUCUCUACUUCUGUCUCAGUCCCCUCUGGGGAAAAACGGAGAAUCGUGGCAAUCUUAGUCCUGGUGCUGCUGAGUUAUACUCUGCUGUUCCUGCCCACUAUUAUUUUGCUCACUGACAGAAGAUAUGGUGACAUUCUAUGUCUCCCGUCCCGCGUGUCUCUAAAGCUGAGUCCACUUGCAGACUUACUUCUGUACGUUUUCAUCAAAAAGGAGACCUUUGGGAAGCUUUGGACCUCUGUGUGCUGUUGCAGAAAGGAGAACAAUGACACCAACAACACCAACACAAUCAGUCUAGACCACAUGUAG